CCUGGGGGGGCCGGCCCAACGCGCCGUGGGAGCGUUUCCGCUUCCGGGGCGGGCAGCGGCACUUCCGGUGGGUGACCCUGGCGAGUCCUUCUGUGUGUCGGGAGCGGAGGCAUGGGGCUGCGCGACACCGUCGUUCACGCCGGGGAGCCUGAGGAGGAGGAAGAGGAAGAGCUGGUGGAUCCUUUAACCACGGUCCGGGAGCACUGCGAGCAGACAGAGAAAUGCGUGAAGGCGCGGGAGCGGCUGGAGCAGUGUGAUGCACGGGUGUCCUCCAGGUCCCACACAGAAGAGCAGUGCACAGAGGAGCUUUUUGACUUCCUGCACGCUAGGGACCACUGCGUUGCUCACAAACUCUUUAAGAACUUGAAGUGAAGGUGGGCGUGAUUGUCCAUCUGCUUCCACAGCUCGUGUCAGCAGUUCCUGGGUUCACAGUACUGCUUCCUGCCCGUUCAUCCUCCAUGCCAAGAGCAAACAAAACUGCCUGGCAGCGACCGAGCGUCAGCAUGUCACUGCAACUGUUCUCGUGGAAGAUGUGCAGCCACGCAAAACCCAUGUUGAUGUUCUGUGAUUUUCCAUAUUAAACAUUCAAAGUUCCCAUGGAA
Messenger RNA from Falco peregrinus (peregrine falcon), 602 nucleotides. RefSeq names its product cytochrome b-c1 complex subunit 6, mitochondrial. Bases 112 to 372 code for a protein of 86 amino acids. The transcript is spliced from 4 exons. The record is from RefSeq and is a predicted model, not a curated record. Gene Ontology annotation, biological process: mitochondrial electron transport, ubiquinol to cytochrome c. Lineage: Eukaryota; Metazoa; Chordata; Aves; Falconiformes; Falconidae.